AUGGCCGACUAUCAAUAUAACUCACGGGCUCCUGCCCAACGUCAGCGGGGGUAUCCCGACCAGAACGGGAAUUACCAACGAGAUGCCGCGUUCUCAAACAUCUUUGGCGCUGCCCCCCCUCCUGGGAGGUCCCAGACCAUGACAUCGUCCUCCGUCCCGCCAAUGAUUGACCAAGGCAGGACACAUACAAUGUCGUCUGCCUCUGGUAUGCGCCAACCGCCUCCUCGCCCCAGCCAGGGAUAUUAUGACGACCGUGGGCAGCCACCACCAAGGCCUCGACCCGGCGAUAAUCAUAUGGCAAACGGCCAUUAUCCGGGUCAACGCUCUGCUUCUGGUGGACCCCAAGUUCUCUCAUCCCAGGCACAAUACUUGCAACAGCAACAGCAGCAGGCAAGGCGCCCGUACCCGGGGCCCCCAGGCGCUGCGCCUCCACGGUUUGAUUCUCGUGGCCCGCCGUUGCCAUCUGGAGGUCCCAGGGCUCCAGUUCAGAGACCUUAUCCAGGAGGACAAGGCCCUGCAUUGAACAGUGACCCAUACCGAUCACAGUCUUUGGCUUCCAUGCCUCGCCCACAGAUGUACCCCCCCGCGCAGAAUUCUUACCAGCAAUCGUCCGCGAAUCAUUUUCGACAAGCACCCUAUACGCAGCAUGCUGCCCAAUCCAGAACGACUGCUCAGGGCAGAGUGGUACCAGAUCGUCAUGAGGAUCGCUCAAUGUCCUUGACUGGGGUUUAUCAUCCUCAAGAUCGCGAUGGCCAACAAACUAUGAGUGGGCGAGUUAUUCCCAAUCGGCGGGCACCAGCUGAGCUCACCUCAGGGGCUGGAUAUCCAGUUCAAAAUACUGGCUAUCCCCCUAUGCCAGGUACUCAGACGCGGACGGCAAGCAUGGCCUCUUCGACCAGCGGUGCGGAUCAUGGAAGAACUUUCUCUAUGGCCUCGGUGGCUUCAACGAUAGCUCCAUCCGAGUCUGACUCGGCCACGCUUGUGCAUAGACCAUCGCGGAGCAAGUCAAUUGAGAGCGAACGUCCGACGACUGCUACAACGAAAAUCCGCCCCCCGCUUGUAUACCCAGCUCUGCUUUCAAGAGUGGCUGAGUGCUUUCGGCAGAAGAUUAUUGUGGGCGACAGGACGAAGAACGAGCUCACGUAUAAGAACGCCUUCAGUGGCUCAGAGGCAGUUGAUGUGCUAUCCUACAUCAUCAGGACCACCGAUCGAAAUUUGGCUUUACUGCUUGGUCGGUCCCUGGAUGCGCAGAAGUUCUUUCACGAUGUCACUUAUGAGCAUCGGUUGCGUGACUCACAAUCAGAAAUGUAUCAAUUCCGAGAAACUCUGAUGGACGAGCCCGAAGGAAAAAAUCCUGUCGAUGGUGUCUUCGUUUUGCUCUCAGAGUGUUACUCGCCUACCUGCACGAGAGACCAACUCUGCUAUUCCAUUGCCUGCCCUAGAAGACUAGAGCAGGUUUCCAGACUAAACCUGAAGGUUAACCCUGGUGGGCUGCGCAAGGAAGAUUCGGCGAAUGUCAAUGACGACGAAGUCGACCAAACUGAUGAGCAGAAGCUGUGGAUCAAUUCGGUGCCUAAAGAAGUCGCUGAUGCGGUGAGCGAGCGAGAAAAGAAGAGGCAAGAGGUUAUAUCCGAAAUAUGCUACACCGAACGAGAUUUCGUCAAGGACCUCGAGUAUCUCCGCGAUUUCUGGAUUAUUCCUCUGCGGUCAAAAGCCUCACCCAUUCCCUUGCAACGCCGGGAGAAAGUUGUCAAGAAUAUUUUCAGUAACAUCAUCGACCAUCCAAGCGUCCACAAUGUUAGCUCGCGAUUCGCAAGCUCUUUGACGACUCGACAGCAAAAAGACCCCAUUGUGCAAAACAUUGGUGAUAUUUUCUUGGAAUUCGUGCCUCAAUUCGAGCCCUUCAUCUACUACGGCUCUAAACAGCUGGAGGCCAAGUUCGAAUUUGAAAAUGAGCGAUCAGUCAACCCUUUCUUUAGUAAACUAGUUGACGAAAUCGAGCGGCGAAAGGAGUCACGAAAAUUGGAGCUCAACGGCUACCUUACCAAACCGACUACGCGUUUGGCCAGAUACCCUCUACUACUGGAAAAUGUAUUGAAAUACACGGAAGAUGGUAACCCAGAUAAAGAAGACAUUCCAAAGGUCCUUACCAUUAUCCGAGAUCUUCUCGGAAGAGUAAACGCGGAGUCUGGUAAAGCUGAGAACCGGUUCAACCUCAGGAGACUUCAAGAGCAGCUUCGAUUCCGACCCAACGAACGGGUCGAUCUGAAACUGACUGAAGAUGGUCGCGAGCUUGUGUUCAAGAGCCAGUUCAAGAAAUCACCAACGGAUCCUGCCGAGCUAACAGCCUUCCUAUUUGACCAUGCUGUCCUACUUGUCCGUAUAAAGCAGACUGGCAAGGCGGAGGAAGUUAAGGCCUAUAGACGACCAAUUCCACUAGAACUGCUUGCAAUUCGAGAGAUGGAGGAAGUCAUCCCGUCUGACGGCACCGUCAAGCGCACAUCUUCUAGCAUCAUACCAGUCAUACGAACCAAUGCGUCUGAAGCUAAAAAAGGAGAUGGCUGGCCAAUUACCUUUAGGCAUCUUGGCAAAGCUGGAUAUGAGCUUACCGUCUAUGCCUCGAACCAGGCAGCACGUAAGAAGUGGCUGGAGUACAUUGACGCCGCACAACAGCGCCUCCGGGCUCGUGCGGAUUUCUUCACUACCAACAUCAUCUCAAGCAACUUCUUUGUUGGAACAAACCAGGUCAACUGUGUCUCGCCAUUUGACGGUGGUCGCAAACUUCUUUACGGUACCGACAAUGGCGUCUACAUCUCAGACCGCAAGAACAAGGAUGCGGUGCCCCGACGCGUUCUUGAAACAACUAGCGUUACACAAAUUGAUAUUCUUGAAGAAUAUCAGCUUCUUCUCGUACUCUCCAACAAGACAUUACAGUCAUAUUCACUGUCUGCUCUGACGUCGGACGAUCCUGCUCUGGCCAAGAGACCUAAGAAGAUUCAGAACCACUGUAGUUUCUUCAAAACCGGCAUCUGCAUGGGACGGCAUCUGGUCUGCUGUGUCAAAUCGUCAACCCUUUCUACCACGAUCAAGGUGUUUGAGCCUAACGAUGCCAUGACGAAGGGCAAGAAGCAGAAGGGUCUCGGAAAACUCAUGGGUGGUGGCUUUGAUGAGCUGAGACCCUUCAAGGAGUUUUAUAUCCCGACGGAAUCGUCAUCAGUUCACUUCCUGAAGUCAAAGCUUUGCGUGGCUUGUGCCAGGGGCUUUGAAGUUGUCUCUCUGGAGACUCUUGAGACACAGUCGCUUCUUGAUCAAGCGGAUACCUCAUUGGACUUUGUGGCCCGCAAGGAAGGAGCGAAACCUAUUCACAUCGAACGCCUCAACGGAGAAUUCUUACUUAACUAUUCCGAAUUCUCCUUCUUCGUUAACCGUAACGGAUGGAGGGCUCGACCGGAAUGGCGAAUCGACUGGGAAGGCUCUCCUCAGAGCUUUGCGCUCAGCUAUCCUUGGAUUCUUGCGUUUGAACCCAACUUCAUUGAGCUGCGCAACAUUGAGAAUGGUGCCGUACACAUUGUACCGCAUAAGAACAUUAGAAUGCUCCAUAGCAGCACUCACGAGAUUUUAUUCGCCUAUGAAGAUGAACGGGGAGAGGAUGUGGUGGAAUCCAUCGAUUUCUGGCAAAGCAACAGACGAUCAGAUGUCUUUGGUCUGCAGCCAUCACAACCUGCCCACCCGCGAUAG
This is a messenger RNA of Trichoderma harzianum CBS 226.95, 3738 nucleotides long. RefSeq lists its product as hypothetical. NCBI's taxonomy places the organism in Eukaryota, Fungi, Ascomycota, Sordariomycetes, Hypocreales, Hypocreaceae. The coding region runs from base 1 to 3738 and encodes 1245 amino acids. Gene Ontology annotation, molecular function: guanyl-nucleotide exchange factor activity. Gene Ontology annotation, biological process: intracellular signal transduction. The record is from RefSeq and is a predicted model, not a curated record. The transcript is spliced from 3 exons.